This is a messenger RNA of Diabrotica virgifera virgifera (western corn rootworm), 7086 nucleotides long. RefSeq lists its product as uncharacterized. The record is from RefSeq and is a predicted model, not a curated record. The transcript is spliced from 2 exons. The coding region runs from base 489 to 7022 and encodes 2177 amino acids. NCBI's taxonomy places the organism in Eukaryota, Metazoa, Arthropoda, Insecta, Coleoptera, Chrysomelidae.
CAACCACACUCGUCAUCGCAAUCUCUCCGGUUAGAUUACAAGAAAUAAAGUAUUACAAGAAAUAGCAACGACCUAAGAAAAAGUGAGGCGAAUUAUCCAACUGCUUGUCUGUUACACUUUGAUUGAAACUACAACCUUAUCUGUGUGAAAGUGAUAGUUGGCGAUUGUCUUGUUUGAAUCGGUUCAGGUGGACAUUUCUUCAGUUAACUGUAAACUUCUGCAGAAACUGGAACUCAACUCGCUGAGGCCUAAUCGCUGGUCAGGGGAUUGGUCAUUGAAACGUGAAAGUGAAUUUCACACACAAAAUUGGAAUAACUGUUAAUUGGACUCAAUAUAAUGAACACAUUAGCAAAAAAGUCUACAUGCAAGUGAAAAUGUCAACACAAUAGGUUUCUACAAAACAAACAUGGCUCUUUGUUUACCAUACGUAUCUGUGAUUUACAUAUUUCUAAACAAACAGUUAAUACCGAUUUACAAGAUUUGCUAAAAUGAGGCACUUUACUAUAUUUAUCAACCUUUUUGUGAUAAAUACUUGUAUUAGGGUGCCUAUAUGGACCAACGAUAAUAUAAAGCGUAUCUAUAAAGAAGUUAGACCAACUCGAGCUGAUGUUUUGCCACAUCAACCAUAUAAUUAUUUAAAUCAACAACAUAGUGCCAAUUUGCAACCUUUAGAUGCCUUCAUCUCUUCUUCAAACAAUGGAUGGAACCAACUGUUACCCAAAACUAGUGUUAAAAUUAUUACCAGCAAACCCAAGUAUUACAAGAAGAGCAUUAUACAAAUGCCCAGGAAGAAGAAGUUGUACAAAAAACCACUAAAAGCUAGUAGUACAUUAAACAAUUACCAAAACCCAGUUCCUUAUAUUACGUACAGAAAGCCUAAAAGUAGCGCAGACUUUUUUAUAAUACCUCCGUCCAAAAGUAGUAAUUUAUAUAAUGCGUAUCCUAAAGUUCCAGUACGUACAAAUUUAAUUAAGUAUCAAAACCCUAUUCAGGAUCAACAUUUUGCUCAACCCGAAAAUAUUCCACCAGUACAAAAUAUUCCGAAAUUCAAUCAACCGUUAUAUACAAACUUGGAUCAAUCCUUUAAUAUUCCUAUAAAUUCAAAGCCUGACACAACUUUUCCAAAAACAUUUUACGCUCAAAAUCAAAAUGCCGAGGAAUCGUUUGUUCCAUCCCUUCCUGUAAUACAACCUCAGCAUUCCAAUAUAAACAAUUAUGAUCCAGUCAAAAAUAAUUUACAAGGUCUACAAAAUUUGGAAAACUUUGACGAUUUCAACCCCAGCCCAGAAGUUGAACCAAAUAAGAAGAUAGUCACACCAACAAAAAAUGAACCAGAAUAUUACAGUCAUUUGUACAAAAAUUAUAGAGAUGAUAAAACUCAUGAACCUGAAGAAACAGAUAUCCACUAUAAACAAGAAGAAGACCCCGAAUUUGAACGAGAUGAAGUUGAAAAAGCUCCUGAAAGCACCCACGAAUACCCAGCAGACAUACCAACAAAACCUCUAUAUCCCGGAGAAGGUCUAUGGGCUAAGCCGGGUCUAAAACACAGACCAUUUAUUAGUCAACAAAAAUAUGAAGAUCUCAAAGAAGAUAAAGAGACACCUAAAGGUUAUGAUACAUUUGUAGUUGGAGAAAAUAUAUUCGAUAAAAACAAAAACAGAUUCGGUCAGAACCUUGAACAUUUUACACAAGAACAUAACUUAAACAACAAUGAACAGAAUGUACCUGAAACAGUUGUGGUAUCUACAACGGAGAAGUCAUCUGAACAACAAAAUUCUGAAAGCAGUGAAGAAAGCGAAGAAGAAGAGUUUGUUCCAACAAGAUUGUACGCCCAAGUUCGAGCUACUGAAAACCAAGAGCAUUUGCCAGAAGAUGACGACGGCAGAUUACGAGAAGCCAUUAAAGAAUCUAAAAUUCAUACCGUAUAUACAGAAGAAGGAUACGAAGAUAGUGCGUAUGACCAUGCAGGUCACGAGAAAGAAGCAGAAAAUGAUGAAGGAUUCGAAGAUUUAGAAAGAGAAAAACUAGAGAAAAAAGAAAAGAAAGUUCCCCAUAAAAAGUAUAAUUUACACUUACCUAAAUUUUCACGAACGAAAUAUUCUAAUGGAGAAGGUUUAUUAAGUGACGAAGAAAUAGAAAGACUAAAGAAACAAGAACUUGGUUUGGAAGAUGCUGAUGCAGCUGGUACUCAGUUUGAAGAGCUCGAUAACACAAAUCAAACAGACGAUAACAAUGAUACAGAGAAUAUUAACGAAGAUUAUUCCGAAGAUGAUGACGAAGAUGAAGGUGAAGUAACGAAACCUCCUUUAAAACAAAGUAAUAAUUUUAUAAGCACCAAAGAAACAAAAACAAUGACAACCAAAGAAAAGGACGAUGGCGGUACAGAGACCGAAAUAUCUAGUAAAGUAAGAAUAAUUUUACAACCAAACAAUAGUACAAAUUCAGAAAAAUAUGUUAAGGUUUAUCCACCCAAAGUGUACAAAACCAUAAAUAGAAAUAAACUUACUUUACCUGAAUAUGACGUAUCAAGAACUACAGAACAUGAAAAUACUCCAGUGAAUUUUAGCGGCAUUUUUAUUGAAGAAAUCAUCACAACUACGGAAAUACCAUUUACCAAAUUACCAAGCUUAGAAUUUGAUGGUUACCAGGAUGAAAUACCCAUCACUACCCUUCCAACUACUGCAAUUCCAAAACCAACAUAUACUGAUACUGAUGAAACUUUAGAGAGCAUAAAUAAAGCUUUUUUAACACUAAAUGCUAACAAAAGAAUAAAACGAUUCACAAAUGAUUUUUCUAAUCUUAAACUUGAAGCACCACAUUUUUUACCUUUGGUAAGUCACGAGCUGGGGAAAGUAGAAAAAAAGGAUAAAGAAAAAUAUCCUUAUUAUGAUAAUUAUGAAGAAGAAGGCAUAAAUAAAGACUCGCCCCUGAGAUAUGCAGAAAAUUUAAAAAACAUUCCCAAAAAAACUGGAAAAAGGAUGGUAUUUUAUGAACAAGCAGACAAAAAAGUGCAAUGCCCUGAAAUAGAAGCAACAUUAAAUCCCAUACCAGAGAGAGUUUCAGAGGCAGAAAAACAAAAGCUUGAGAAUAAAACUCAAGAAGAGACUAAAGACAAAUCACACCCAGACAAACAACCAAAAUCACCCAGGUUAUCAGGUCUAGGAAAUCAAAUAGACUGUUUAAAAUCAAGAUACUUUGGAAAAAAUCCUUUCGACAGCCCGUUUUUUGAAGAACAAACAGUAGCUCCUUUAACUCCAAUUUUUAAUGAACUAAAGCCAACUUUUAGGAAUAAAAAAAGUAAUAAUUUAGUGAAGCACAAUGCUGAAAGAGAUUACAGUUAUAAACAAAUAGAGUCCAAUGACAUUGACAAUGAUCAGAAAGACAGAAAAUACUCGAAAAAAGUUAAGCAUCACAUGAGACUUUCAAAUCAGUUUGGAGACAAAACUGCUACCACCCAAAAUACGCCGAAAAUUAUUAAAAAUGAAAUAAAUGACCAACCGAAAAAAUAUUUAGACAGUAGGAAAAAGGUUUACAACAGUAACGAUUAUUCAACUACUCCUUUAAAUGUCCAUACAAUCAGUCUAUUAACUACUCCAAAAUAUACAGUUACCCUAAAACCCAAACAUAUUUACCAUCAAAUUGAGCUUCUAGAAUAUUUGCCCGACCAAAAAAAUAAUAGCAAAAACCUCCAAGACCCAAAAAAUAAACCAAAAUCUUCGAAAAACUCUGAAACUGUAGAUGAAGACAACCUUAAAUUUGAAUCUUCCAACAGUCAGUCUAUACUUCAUAAUAACGGUAAAGGUAUAACAAAAAUUGAAGGAGGCAAAAUACCACCAUUUCUUAUUUUUGACGUGAACAAGUUUCUUCCAAAUCAACCAAAAGAAAAAGAGAAAGGACAGGUUCAGUUUGAUGAUCAAAAGCAAUCAAUAACACAAAUAAAAAAAGCUGACUCAAGAGAAUCAAAAGCAAUUGACGAACUUCCUGAAGCAGAAGAACUUAAACGAAGAAGAAAAAUACGAAGAAAGCGACCUCUGCUUCAAAUUUUUGAUGUUAAUAAAUUUUUACCUACAACUCCCAGUCCAAUUUAUAUUGAACCUUUAAAAACUACCACAGUUCUGCCAAAGUACACAGUACUAAGUGAAGUAUACUACAAGGAUGAUAUAAAACCAAACGAACAGCUGAAUGUAUUUACAGAUAUAUUAAACAACAUUAAAAAUUCAUCUAACAACCAAGCAGCAGACACUUCCAUUCAAUCAUCUGAACCUGCUUCAAUCACGUUUGGUUCUAAAAUAACUCAUAAACCACAGUAUAGACCACAACCACCCAAAAACGUUCAAUAUAUCCAAGAUUCAUAUCUUCAAGCUUAUGGUGAUCAGGAAAUAGACGACAGUUAUUAUUCCUCACAAAUAACUACAUCAACCAAUACGCCCUUAGUCACUGCUACACCUGUAAGUCCAGUUACUCACAGAGUAAGUCCCAAAUUUCAUAUACGAAAACCUCCUAACAUUUACACUCAUCAAGGAAUUUCUACACCAAGUCCUGAAAUUUUAAAAGACAGGGAAGAAAAAUUUAAGCUAUAUUUAUCUCUUUUAGCAGCCAAGAAACAACCCAAAUAUACGAGCACAACGACUAUAAAAAAUAUUCCAGUUUACCAUCAAACAAUACCUGUCACCGAGAAAGCCCAAGAGUUUAUGGAAAAAACAACUAGGGUUAUGGGGUUAAUGCCCCCAGGAACCCAAAGAUAUAAGACAAUCCAUCAUCCAAAAAGAGAUAACAGUUUUCAAGUCGCAACACCAGGCCAAAAAAUAAUAAGAGUCAAUAAAUAUUUUGUUUUUGGAAUGAGGCCUCCCCCUAAACAGAAAAUUAUAAUAUAUGCAGAUUAUGCUAAUAGUAAACCUAUUGUUAAAAAUAAUAAUAUACUGGUAAGAGGUAAGAGAAGUACUUCUAGAGGUUCUUAUUCCUCAUUGUCAAGAACUAGCGGUCAGUUCAGUGGAAAACAAAAUGAUGAACCAAAGUCCUCGGAGGAAGAUGAUGAUUAUGUACCACACAGACCGAAAAAUUAUUACUACGACGAAAAAACUGGCAAAAUUGUAUAUCUUACAACAAAAAAACCUUUACAAAGUGAAGAAGAGGAAAUUGAAUACGAAGAGGUUACUGAAGAACCAGCAUCCACAACGACGUCAAAGCCAAAACAGAAUCCAAUUUUUGCCACUGCAACUCCACCUCCUGCAGGGAAGGGUUUCCUUGAUUUUGUGAAUAAACUCAGACAAGCACCAGGAUACGUACAUAUUCCUGAUCCAACAACAACUGAAAAAGGGCAAGAAGAAGUUACACAAAAAAUAACAACCACGAUAAAACCCGAAUCUACCACACCACCAGAAUUUUUAAAUAUUUUGGCAAAAGUUAGACAGAAUAGUCAGUACAAAUUAAUUGAAGAUGAAGACAAGAAGAAAAAAGGUACAAAAAGUAGCACCACAACAGAAAGCUCUGAAGACAUCGUGGACGAUAAUGCAGAUGAGGAAGAGGAAGAAGCAGAACAAUUUUCACAAGGUAAUAUACAGAACUCGCCUGGUGGUCAAAAUUCUGCAGGAGCUUACGAACAAUUGGGGAUAUUUGACGUAACAGACUUUAUUCCUAAAAUAAAAAAUUAUUUACCCAGAACAUCGUAUGAUAUAACAAAAUAUAAAACUAUUUCAAGACCAACUGUUCAGCCAGCAUCUGCCGAAGAAGAAGAUGAUGAAGAAGAAGUUCGACUUGCGCCAACCACUUCCAAACAUUUUGUAAUUUUUACCAACGAAGACGCAGUGUUAACUGAUGAUAGUGUUAACGAAGCAACGGCAACUAAAGAACCAAAAAAAGUGCCGAUUACAUUACAGAGAAGACGAUUGACUACAAGUGUAACAACUACUGAAACGUCCACUACUUCUACCACAACAACAGAGAAGCCAGAUCAACCAACAACUAAACCAGUAAUAAAACUUCGAAGAAGACCCACGACUUUGAGGAGUACUAGAACUACUCACCGCACUUUUACAACAACAACAACAGUGAGACCUUCUGAUUCCAUAAUUAGUCCUGUGGACAAACUUAGACGUAAUAAUUAUCGCAGAAGACCCGUCAGAAUCAAAAAUGAACAAGUUACCUUAAGGGAUUUAGAUGAAGAUGGGGAAAAUACUACAAAAGUUUUACGCAGAAGAUCUGACACUACGGAACAGACUACGCCAAAACAAGGAAGUAAAUUUGUCGAAGCAUUUAAAAGAUAUCACAGAAAUAAAAAGCAUGGUGGUAAUUAUAGAAAAGCAGAAAAUGAAAACGUUGAUGUUAAAGAACCUGAAAAUUCAACUCCAGUCAAUGAAAAACCUGUUGUUGUACCUCAAGAUGUUGAAAUCAUUGCCGAUUUCGACAAAACGAAACGUCAUGGUGGUAAUUAUAAAAAAGAAGAAGGUGUUUCCCUAGAAAAGGCAAAUAUUCCUGAAGAUUAUGAAGACGCAGAUGAAAAAAGUUCAGGAACUGAUGAUAAACCGUUAUUAAUAAAUCUUUUGGCCAAGGAUCAGGAUCAGGAAAAAAACGAGAGUAUUGAAAAUUUAGAAACUGACACCGAUGAUGGUCAAUCUCCCAUUGCGUCACCAACCAAGCGAACUAUACAAGAAAAUAAAACUAAAGAAAUAUACCGUCGAAACAAACCAAUUAUAAGAAGUAGAUUAGUAAACAAUAAAGUGAAAAAACCUAUUAAAACUCCAAAUAGAAAAUAUUUCUCAACAGAGCCACCUCUGAAACGUUUAACUGACAUAGUUCCUAAACCUGAAUCAUAUUAUAAAGAUCCACUACUACCUUUUUCUGUAAAUAUGUUAGUGAGAGUUGACAAACCCAACAGUGAUGAGAUUUCUGGUAUUUCAAGUGAUAGCGCUGAACAGAUUGACAGCGAUGAAGAGGUUAAGGUAACCUCCAGAGAUACCUCUAGUAAAAGACCGAACUUUAUAAAAGAUCCAAGUAAACGGUUGUAUUAUUAUGCUCCGAUUUAAAAUAUUGUAAAUAUGUAAGCUUUAUGUUUAAGUUUUGUAUUUAAUAAAUAGUUUUAAGUACAAA